CAGAAGGCAUGGAGGCACCCACGCCGACUGCUGAUUGGCCGCGCGGGCCUCGCCCCUGCUUCGCCUCUUCUGGCUUCGGGUCUCUGCUGGGGGUAGGAGCGGACCGAGCUAUCUCGGAUCACAGCGGCCUGGAGCCCUUGGUAAGGGCGUGGACUGCUUGCUUUUCGGCUCCAUGGCUGCACUGUCAGUGUCUCGGAGACUCAGGGGGCUUCUGCGCGCAGCCGGUCGAGGCUGCAGCUCAGGGGCCCCUGCGACGCUGCCUCGCAGUGGGGAGCCGGCUGUGCAAGAAGCCCAGGUGUCAUCCCCAGCCAGGAGAAGGGAGUUCCUACGAAAUCAUGCUGCCCCCUUCUCUGCUUUCCUCACUGACAGCUUUGGCAGAAGACAUAACUACCUGCGCAUUUCCCUCACUGAGAAAUGUAAUCUUCGUUGUCAGUACUGUAUGCCUGAAGACGGCGUCCCACUGACUCCCAAGGCUCACCUGUUGACCACGAAGGAGAUUCUGACCCUGUCCCGGCUCUUUGUGAAGGAAGGGGUGGACAAGAUCCGACUCACGGGUGGGGAGCCUCUCAUCAGACCUGAUGUGAUAGACAUUGUGGCUCAACUACAACAGCUGGAUGGCUUGAAGACCAUCGCCAUUACCACCAAUGGGAUCAACCUUGCCCGGCUGCUACCUCGGCUCCAGGGAGCUGGGCUCAGUGCCAUUAACAUCAGUCUAGACACCCUAGUGCCAGCAAAGUUUGAGUUCAUCACCCGAAGGAAAGGCUUCCACAAAGUUAUGGAGGGCAUCCAGAAGGCCAUUGAGUUGGGCUUUGACCCUGUCAAGGUGAACUGCGUGGUGAUGCGUGGCCUGAAUGAAGAUGAGCUGCUGGAUUUUGUGGCCCUCAGUGAAGGGCUCCCACUGGAUGUGCGCUUCAUAGAGUACAUGCCCUUUGAUGGAAACAAAUGGAACUUUAAGAAGAUGGUCAGUUAUACGGAAAUGCUGGACAUGAUCCAACAACGCUGGCCAGAGCUGGAGAAGUUGCCAGAGGAAGCCUCUAGCACAGCUAAGGCCUUCAAGGUCCCUGGUUUCCGAGGCCAAAUCAGCUUCAUUACAUCCAUGUCUGAGCAUUUCUGUGGGACCUGCAACCGCCUCCGCAUCACAGCUGAUGGAAACCUCAAGGUUUGCCUCUUUGGAAAUUCAGAAGUGUCUCUACGGGAUCACCUUCGGGCUGGGGCCUCCGAGGAGGAGCUACUGAGCAUCAUUGGGGCUGCUGUGGGCAGAAAGAAGCAGCAGCAUGCAGGCAUGUUCAACAUUGCCCAGAUGAAGAACCGACCCAUGAUCCUCAUCGGGUGCUUCCCCAAGCUCGGAGAUGCUCCUCUGACCUCUUCCAGCCUUCCCCUCUGGGACUCUCCUCAAAUCCAGGGGCUCAGAGCCAGAGGGAGUUUCUCCAGCCAUGUGGGAGCCAUGUGGACAAAAUGGGGAUUGCCACAGGUCCUUCCUCUAACCCAACCGAGGCUAGAGGCAAGAUCUUCCUGGAGAUUCUACAGCUCUUUCCCCCAGGAUCCUGACUCCAGCACUAAGUGCCUUAACACAGAGACACCAGCUGUCCCAGCUACCCCCAGACUCUCUCCUCUCUCAGACCAGCUGACCCACGUGGACUCAGAGGGACGAGCUGCCAUGGUUGAUGUGGGCAGAAAGCCAACCACAGAACGGGUGGCUGUGGCCUCGGCUGUGGUCUUCCUAGGGCCUGAGGCCUUUAACCUUGUCCGCCAGAACCAGCUACAGAAAGGUGAUGCUUUGGCUGUGGCCCAGCUGGCUGGAAUCCAGGCAGCUAAACUGACCAGCCAGCUGAUCCCACUGUGCCAUCAUGUGACUCUGAGUCACUCCAGGGUCCAGCUGGAGCUGGAUGCUGCCCGCCACGCCGUGGUGAUCCAGGCUUCAUGUCGGGCAUGGGGACCCACUGGUGUGGAAAUGGAAGCCCUCACUUCUGCUACCAUCGCUGCCCUCACCCUCUAUGACAUGUGCAAAGCAGUCAGCAGGAACAUUGUCCUGGGAGAGAUCAAAUUGCUUAGCAAAACAGGGGGCCAGCGAGGGGACUUUAACCGAAGCUCAAAUUCCGAACCUUUUCACCCCCAUCUCUGACAGACCAAAGUCCCCUUCCUUCCUGAGAAUCUGCAGCAGACUUUCUAUCAGCAUCUAUGAUGAGGAAUAGAUUUGGGGGAGGACAUCUCAUCUUUGUCUGGGUCACUGUGCCCUUUUAUCACUCCCCAUUAUCCCAGACUAAAGAAUGUGAGAGCUGGGAGGUACCUUAAGAAUAGUCGUGGAUUCAGAGCUAGAAAGGACCUCAGAGGCCAUCUAGUCCAAAACUGAGGCCCAAAGUGGGAAAGUAACUAACUAGGAUGGAGGAGUCGGGGCGACACCACUAGUCAGACAGAAAUGGGGUUAGGCCUCGAAUUUUAUACCUGGGGAUAGUGAGAAUUAGAAUGAUAUUUUACCUUUGCAGAGCAUUCAACAUACUUUUUAACAUUCAGCGCUUUUCAAAAUAUUUUCAUAUCCGCGAUAUCAUUUGCCCCUUGGAAUAACACUGUGAGGCUGACAAUGGGGAGACAAAGGUCCAAAUCAUCUACGAGUUAAACCAGUGGCCCUGGAUAAGAGAGUUUAUUAAUACCACCUACCCCCAAUGUACUCUCCCUUGGUUGCCAUUUUUUUCUACCUUAUUUGUUUUUGCCUUGGUUCAGGUCUUUAGUGCAGUUUUAAGCUUUUAAAUAAAGGGGCCCUAAGACUCUAGGGAUAUCCUGUAUUUGCUGUUGCCCCCCUUAUCUUCGUAGCCCACCACCCCCACCCCAAACAGGUUGACAUCCCCUUCCUUCCUGGGAAAGGACUUUGGUCCAGUUUCUUUUUCCAGACGGGGAAAGAAGGGAGGAUAGACAGACCCUAGGGGUUUUUGUUUGUUGCUUUUAUUGAUGCCCUUAAUUUUUUUAACCCUCAUAAUCAUUUCCAGAUAUGCCCUCCCACACCCUCUAUGAGCUUUCCUUGAUGAUAGAAACAAACAGUUGAGGAGAAACCAGCCAAGGCAGAGACCACGUCUCACAGUAGGAGGAGGGGGGCUCAUUUCCUCAUCCCUUCUCCAGACCUGAGUUAUUCUCAUCUUUCCCAUGAUAGCCUUGCCCCGGCCAGCCAGAGAAGCAAAGAUUUAUGGGUGGCCGGCACUCACUCCCUUCUCUCCCCAUUCCUAGCAAGUUUAUGUAGGUGGGGUAGGAAAAGGAAUUUUAUUGGUGAGGAUGAAUGAGGAGGAUUUCAGCCUAGCUGUGGAGUUCAAGUUUUUACACUUGGAAAGGAACUCAGUGACCAUUCCUGUCUUGGGCUUCUUUCUUUCUAGCUCAGGAAUGUAAAUGUAGUCUGAUUCCUGUUCCCCCAACCCAUAUCCCUUUGCAGAUUUACCUUAAUUUUCCUAUUUCACAGAAGUGAGUAUGGAUAUAAUAUAUGGAUAUAUGGAUAUGUUGUUGGGCCUGGAGUCAGGAAGACCUAAAUUCAAAUCCAGCCUCAGACGCUUCCUGGUUGACCUUGGACAAGUCACUUAACCUCUGUUUGCCUCAGCCUUCUCAUCUGUAAGAUGGAGAUUAUAACAGCACCUGCCUCGCAGGGUUGUUGUGAGAAUCAAGUGAGGUAAUAUUUGUAAACCUCUUAACACAGUGCCAGGCACACAGCGCCUCCAGAGUGGGGUGACUGUGAAGAUUUAAGGCAUUCUUCCUUAUCCUCCCUCCCUCUACAUUAACCCAAAAUCCUCCCAUUUGCUUAUUUUUAACUGAGCUAAUAACCUAUGAGGAGGCCCACCACUAGAUGUCUGUCUUCCAAAGGUUAGUUCUAAUAAACCUUUUCCUAUCUAAAUUUGAGUCCAGUUAGUGUUGGGGGAGAAGGUGGCCUUAAGCCUGACUUGUGGUACCAGCCCUCCUUCCUCAAGCCCCUCUCACCUUCAGCCACUUGGGAUUUCUUGGAAAAUUGUAUAGGCCAGGCUCCCACUGCAGUAUCAAAUGGAACCUCUCCCUGCAUUCCCUAUCCCUCAAGACAAGGAUCAGACCAGCCACAGGCUGCUAGGAUUCACAAAAGUCCUGUUUUCCUCCCCCCACCACCUCCUCUCCCCAGCCAACAAGGCAAGAAAACCUACUCGCCUUUCCUACCAGUUAGAGAUCCAUGAACGCCUUAACUCACCUUCUAUGUCUGACCACUUGAAAGGGCUUCCCUUUGCAAUGCUAGACUAGAUGAUGUCUAAAAAGGCUUCUUUUCUUGUUUUUGUGGUACUAUAUUUCCCAAGACCACUCCCACCUGCUUUGUUUAACCCCAUGAUUUCCUCCUGGCCUUAGCCUUCCUUCCAUCUCCUGGCUUUCAUCCCCUCAUUAUCUCCCCCAGUUCUAAAACAUAAACAUUCAUUUUUGAGGCAAAACAAGGCAAGAUAACAAAGAUUAGGCACAAGACAGGCUGUAAAGGGGCUGUACGGAUUUAAUAUUUUUAGUAUUACAGUAUAUUCUUAUAAAAAAAGGUGCGAAUAAAAAGGACACUACAGAUUUUGUACAUUA
This is a messenger RNA of Trichosurus vulpecula (common brushtail), 4554 nucleotides long. RefSeq names its product molybdenum cofactor synthesis 1 (gene MOCS1). Gene Ontology annotation, biological process: Mo-molybdopterin cofactor biosynthetic process. NCBI's taxonomy places the organism in Eukaryota, Metazoa, Chordata, Mammalia, Diprotodontia, Phalangeridae. The record is from RefSeq and is a predicted model, not a curated record. The coding region runs from base 173 to 2122 and encodes 649 amino acids. The transcript is spliced from 11 exons. Gene Ontology annotation, molecular function: cyclic pyranopterin monophosphate synthase activity; 4 iron, 4 sulfur cluster binding; metal ion binding.